Messenger RNA from Paralichthys olivaceus (Japanese flounder), 3010 nucleotides. Lineage: Eukaryota; Metazoa; Chordata; Actinopteri; Pleuronectiformes; Paralichthyidae. The record is from RefSeq and is a predicted model, not a curated record.
AUGCAGCAGAAAAGAAACAUCCAGAUCAUCGAGUGGGAGGACCUCGACAAGAGGAAGUUCUACUCUUUCGGGGUGUUCAUGACGAUGACCAUCCGUGCCACAGUCUACCCAGCAACACUCAUCCGCACGCGGCUGCAGGUGCAGAGAGGCAAGUCGCUCUACAGCGGCACUUUUGACGCCUUCUUCAAGAUCCUGCGGGCGGAGGGCGUGCGGGGACUCUACCGUGGCUUCAUGGUCAACACCUUCACGCUCAUCUCAGGCCAGGCUUACAUAACCACCUACGAGCUGGUAAGGAAGUAUGUCUCCCAGUAUACAGAGGACAAUACGAUGAAGUCGCUGGUGGCCGGCGGCUCGGCUUCACUGGUGGCUCAGAGCAUCACCGUUCCCAUAGAUGUCGUCUCUCAGCAGCUGAUGAUGCAGGGCCAAGGGGAGCACCUCACCCGCUUUCGACUCAACUCUAACACGGAGAACGGAAAGCCCAAAAAACUGUUCGGCCAAACCAGGAACAUUAUGAGUCAGAUUUUUGCUGCCGAUGGUUUCCGGGGUUUCUACAGAGGAUACGCCGCUUCUCUAAUCACUUACAUCCCCAACAGUGCUGUCUGGUGGCCGUUCUAUCAUUUCUAUGCCGAGCAACUCUCCAAUCUGGCUCCCAGUGACUGUCCUCAUCUGAUUCUACAAGCCAUGGCUGGACCUCUCGCUGCUGCCACUGCCUCAACUGUCACCAACCCGAUGGAUGUGGUGCGGGCCAGAGUGCAGGUUGAAGGGAGGACUUCAGUCAUUGAGACGUUCAGACAGCUGAUCAAAGAGGAGGGCUUCUGGGGUUUGACCAAAGGACUGUCGGCUCGCAUCAUUUCCUCCACACCCACCGCCAUCGUCAUGGUCGUCGGCUACGAGACUCUAAAGAAAAUGAGUUUGCGACCGGAGCUGGUGGAUUCGAGACACUGGUAAAACAAACGUGGACAGACCGUGGGACAUUUUCGCCCCCAGCCCUAAAGUGGACUUCCUGUGAAAGCAGUGGCUGAAUUAUAAGUCUCAGCCUGGGGAGCAAAAUGACACCAGGCCAAUUUAAACAGUUUGAAUCUGCGUCUGAUCUUUCACACCGACCCAUAAGUUACAGAUUAAAGCAACACUGUGCAACUUUUACUGAGCAACAGCGCCCUCUGCAGCCGCUCGGUGUCCCAGCUAGGAAGUGGUUUUAAUGUUGAGGUAAAAAAAAAAAAAAAAAACCUGCACCAAUCUCUUGGAGCUCUGACUGCGUAGUCCCGCUAACCGAACUGAAACACAAUUGAUAAGUGGAUAUUACCCACGAUCCCCGGCUUCCCGAACCAGAAGAGCUGCUGCUGUGACCUGUGCGACAAACUCAGUUUAGAAUUCUUCGUAUUUUUAAAGCUUCCUGCUGAACUUUGGAGAUAAACUCUGGUUUUUAAUGACUUCUCGGUCUUUUUAACUCAAAUCUUUCGUUCAGCUUCGCUCUUCAACUCGCUGGAUUCCGAAGCUGCAGCUCGGUCAGUUCUGCUCACACGAGAUCGUACCCAUGUUAAAAGUUGCAUAGGGUUGCUUUAAAUAUACCCAUGUUGGCAGUUGUCGCUGCGUAAACAGGGUUGAAAACUGUAUUAUCGCUUUGUCGCUGGACAACGGAGACAAAUUCAAGCAACCUUAUAUUUCUGUGUUUGGGGAACGCACACUGCAAUCACGCUUCUGCAUCUUUGCCUUGGAGAAAAGUGAAACUGAAAGCUGUGUUCUAUGUUUGAUAGUUUGUGCUGUCUUACCAAAGUCAAGCAAAAACGCGGCUCAAGUUAAAAAACGGGUUUUGAUCAGGGUUUGGAGAAACGUCAGCGCAAACAAAAAAAACCUCUGUUUUUGUUUCCUUCCAUUCGGUUUCUUUCUCGUCGCUGCCUUCGUGGUGUGAAAUCACUAACAACAAUGUGAGUUUUGUUUUUUAAGUGCUGAGUGAGCGGGAGGAGAAGGUGUUAGGUAUUAGAAUCUGCAAAAUGGCAGUUACUGUGUGGUGGUUUUAUUUGUCCUGUAAGUCAAAAUGAAUCACUCGACAAAUUCCAUGCACAACGUUGAGACGCACAGUGCAACAUGUGAUCAGCUCUUCGGUAACUUACUGUUUGUGAUGUGGGGAAUGGCUGAUUUGGUGUAACGGUAACGACCAGGGAUUUCUGCCAGCGACAACCUGGGCGGCAUCAAGCAGAAAUGAUAGUUUCACUUAUUGUGACAGUAAAUGUUCGAGUGCAAUAAAUGUUUUCUCCUUCUCAGAAAUAUGUGAUUGUAUAUUUCCUGUAAAUCAUGUGAAUAACAUGUCGUCUUUAAAAUGCAUUUUAACUAAUUUAUCUUUUGUUUGUUUCUGGGGGGGCGGGGGGUUGUUUUUUGGGAUUAUGACCAUAAUCGUGUUCGAUCUUCAAAAUGUCACAUUUCAUGUUUGUUUUUCAUUUAACGUGAAUAUUGUUGUAUCUCAUGCAGUUUGUUGCUUUAAAAAAAAUACUGCUUUAGAGGCUUUUGGGGGAAUAUAAUUAAUUUCGAAAUAAAGGAAAACAACCAGUUUUAUGUUACGUGAGAUGUGGUCACUGUUUCGGGCUGAUCUUUUUAAAAUAUAAAUAUUAACACGUUGCAGUAGAUGUUACGUCCCACAGAAAAACAGAAAGUUACGAGGCCACUUUUACUUUGGUGGCAAAUUCCCGAAUCUGAAAGUUGUAGAUGAAGCCAUAAUGUUUUCUGAACUAUACACACUUUCCUCAGGCCAAACCAAGAUGUGUGAGAAACAUUGAAGUUCUACCUGAAUACUUUGUAGAUACACUUGCAGUUUUAAGUUCUAGUUUUCACGAGAACAUAUUUUCUUCAUGAUUAUCUUUUAAACCAAACCACGUGUGAAAGACGAGAAAGAGCUCGGCGGGGAUUCGUCAGAACUCGACUUGUGUACAGAAUACAUGUGGAUUCACAUCACGUGUUGUCUCAGUGUAUUUUAAUUCAUCUGUUCAAUAAAACUUCACGGCCACUCUUGAACCGA